UUUCAGCCGAUGGAGCUUAACUGUCGACAAAUAGGCUUAGGAGGGGUCGCUAUGGCAACGAGUAAGCGCUCAAAUGCUACAUAAGCACUUAAUCGAAGGGCCGCGAACCAGGCGGUGGUGCCCCCCAACCUCCAGAAACAAGUCAAGGCAGGCCAGAGGAGGAGGAGGAAGAGGAGGGAGGAGAGGAGUGAAGGGGAGUGCUUCUUCUUUCUUCAGCUGUCUGUUCUCUCUUCAGCAUCCGUCUGUCUGAUUUCAGAUUUUUCAGAUUCUGCUUUUCGGUGAUUUUGUUUCUUGUGGACUCCACAACAAAACUGAAGAAACAGAAAAAGACAAAGAACAAGGAGGAGGAGGAGCAGGAAAGAUCAUGGCCUCCUGGUUCAGUUGGAACGAGCCUUAUUCCCGGCGCCCCCGUCGGGAUCCGGCUGAUGUAGUCACAGACACCCUGAUGCUGGAGUUCAGCUGGCAGCUGAAGGACGCAGAGAGGCAGCAGAGAGAGAGGGAGAAUGAGUACCGGCGUCUCAAGACAGGAGUGGACUACAGCUGGCUGGCCAGCACUCCUCGCUCCUCCUUCAACAUCAGCACUGGGGAGCGGCUGGGCCUGGAGGAGCUCUGUUCCAAAGUGCCACCAUCCUGCUGCGGCCUGGUCUUACUGAAGUUCAGGGAGGUCAUGCAGGCCAACGAGCCUGACGUGCAGGAGGUGUCUUGUCUGUUCCGCUCAGUUCUCCUGGAGGCUCUGUAUCACAUGAAGGAGGAGCAGGAGGCACAGCGGCUCGCUCGCCAAUGGAACAACAAACGCGCUAUGAGUUUAUCUCUCAUGAACUUCAGGUCCCGGAUCAAGAUCAACCCUUUUGGAAGCACAGUGGGCCUGACCUCAGCUGCGGCUGAAGGGGGGGGGUUAAGCGACCUCAAAACAGUGUCGGAGGAUGUGGAAAGAGGGAUGGAGAGGGAGAUGGCACAGAGGAUGUGGAACAUGCCGGACUUCAGAUACAAAGGAACAAACAGCAGUAAGAUCGUCUGAUGUGGAUCGAUACCAGUAAA
Thalassophryne amazonica is the source of this 1038-nucleotide messenger RNA. Its product is annotated as protein RD3-like. Bases 365 to 1018 code for a protein of 217 amino acids. The record is from RefSeq and is a predicted model, not a curated record. Lineage: Eukaryota; Metazoa; Chordata; Actinopteri; Batrachoidiformes; Batrachoididae. The transcript has 3 exons.